Molecule: messenger RNA, 2950 nt
Organism: Anopheles cruzii
Lineage: Eukaryota; Metazoa; Arthropoda; Insecta; Diptera; Culicidae
Gene: unc-45
Product: protein unc-45 homolog B
Exons: 2
Coding region: 1-2853 (950 amino acids)
Molecular function (GO): Hsp90 protein binding
Source: RefSeq, a predicted model, not a curated record
AUGGUUGCAGAACAUGAAAGUCUUCAGGUGGAUGCGGACCAAGCUACCACUUUCAAGGAACGCGGAAACGAUCUGUUCAAGGAGGAUCGCUGGGAAGAGGCGAUCGAGUGGUACACGAAAGCAAUCAAUGCAGGUGAAAAGCACAAGGACUUGCCGGUGUUUUACAAGAACCGUGCCGCGGCCUAUCUGAAGCUGAAACAGUACGAAAAUGCACGAGUCGAUUGCACGGCCUCCUUGGAGGGUUGCCCGAACGAUCCGAAGGGUCUGUUCCGUCGCUUUCAAGCCCUGGAAGCUCUGGAACGGUUCGAGGAAGCAUACAAGGACCUGCGCACGAUACACACUCACGAUCCCAGCAAUAAGGCGAUCAAACCACACCUGGAACGGUUACACAUGAUCGUGCAGGAGCGCGCCCGUCAACGUGCCCAAACCUCCAACAAGGUGGCCCAGAUGUUCGAGAUCGCGUUCGACAUCGGUGCCGCGAAGGAUAAGCGCGAACAGGCAAUGAACAACAUUGUGGUGCUAUCGCGGGAACACGCCGGUGUGGAAGUGAUGAUGAAGGAGGGAUUGACCGCACGCAUUGGCAAGCUACUGAAGGUGGAGAAAAAUAAUGAACUCAUCACGAACGCGAUCCGCGCCGUGGACGGCGUUUGUCUGAGAAACGCAGAGCGUACGAAGCAAGUCAUUCGCGAGCUCGGAAUACCCUGGUUCCUGCAGAUGCUGGAUUGCAACGCCGAGGAUCGGGUCGCCGCCACCCAACACUGUAUGCAAACGGUGCUCAACUCCCUUUCCGGCUUGGAGAACACGGAGGACAGCAAACCGAUCGAUGCGCUUGUGAAAGAGAAUCAGCAGGUCAUCGAUACGCUGCUCACGUGCCUACUGUACUCAGUCACCGAUCGUACGAUUACGGGAAUGGCGCGGGACUCUAUCGUAGAGCUGCUGAUUCGAAAUGUACAUUAUAAAACACUGAACUGGGCAGAACGGCUGGUGGAGCUCAAGGGUCUGCUGAGACUCAUGGAGAUCUGCUCGGAGUUGGAGGAGUACAAGUACGAAAGCGCCAUGAAUAUUACGCCGUCCUCGCGCACGAUCGCUGCCGUAUGUCUGUCGCGCAUCUACGAGAACAUGUACUACGACGCGGCUCGUGAACUGUUCACCGAACAGAUUGCGGAGUUUGUCAAGGACAAGCUGCUAACGCCAGACCACGAAUCGAAGGUGCGUGUUACGGUGGCGAUCACCUCACUGUUGCUGGGACCGCUGGACGUUGGCAACACAAUCAUCUCACGGGAAGGUGUGAUGCAGAUGAUCCUCGUGAUGGCUCAAUCCGACGAUCUGCUCGAGCAAAAGGUUGCUUGUGAGUGUUUGAUUGCUGCCGCGUCGAAGAAAGACAAAGCAAAGGGUCUGGUCCAGUCGGGUGCGGAGAUCCUGAAGAAGUUGUACACCUCGAAGAACGAAGAGAUUCGUGUUCGUGCCUUGGUCGGCCUGUGUAAGAUCGGCAGCUCGGGAGGAUUGGAUGCCUCCAUUAGGCCGUUCGCCGACGGGUCGACGAAGAAACUGGCCGAGGCGUGUCGUCGGUUUCUGGUUAAACCGGGCAAGGAUAAGGACAUUCGAAAGUUUGCCGCCGAGGGACUUGCUUAUCUGACGCUCGACGCUGAGGUGAAAGAAAAACUGGUCGAAGAUCGCGCCGCCAUUCAGGGACUGAUCGAGCUGGCCAAGACGGGUGACCAGUCGGCACUGUAUGGUGUUGUAACGACGCUCGUAAAUCUGGUGAACGCGUACGAAAAGCAGGAGAUGAACAACGAGCUCAUUGAGCUGGCCAAGUUCGCCAAACACCACAUCCCGGAGGAACACGAGCUGGAUGAUCCGGAUUUUGUGUCGGCGCGCAUCACCAUACUGGCUGAGGAGGGCGUAACGUCUGGUUUGGUUGCCCUCUGCAAAACCGAGAGUGACAAUUCGAAGGAGAUGAUUGCACGCGUAUUCAACGCUCUGUGCAGCGAGCAGGAAGUUCGUGGAAAAGUCGUCCAGCAGGGCGGAGCGAAGGUACUGCUGCCGUUGGCCCUGAAUGGAACGGAAAACACAAAACGCCAUGCCGCCCAAGCACUGUCACGAAUUGGUAUCACCAUCAAUCCGGAGGUAGCUUUCCCGGGCCAGCGCAACCUAGAAGUAAUCAGACCGCUGAUGAAUCAGCUGCAUCCGGACUACAAUUCGCUGGAGAACUUUGAGGCUCUAAUGGCGCUCUGCAACCUAGCGGCAAUGAACGAGUCCACCCGGCAGCGUAUACUAAAGGAGCAGGGGCUGAGUAAGGUCGAAGCGUACAUGCUGGAGGACCAUUUGAUGCUGUGCCGAGCUGCGACCCAGGUGAUGUGCAAUUUGGUUCAGUCACCGGAAGUGGUCGAAGCGUACGAAGGGGACAACGAUCGGGUGAAGAUGCUUGCGUUGUUGUGCGAAGAAGAGGAUGAAGAUACUGCGCUGGCGGCUUCUGGGACACUUGCCUACCUAACCGCCGUCUCCGAGCGUUGCUGCGCAAAAAUGUUUGACGUGGGCAGCUGGCAGCAGGUGUUUCGCACACUGGUAGCUAACCCCAGCCCGGGAGUGCAGUACCGCGGGAUGGUCAUCAUCAGAAACGUGAUCAAAACGAGCCGCCAGCUGUCAUCGAAACUGUUCGAAACAGACGUACUGCAGAUGAUGUACGGCGUGACGCAACUGAACGACGAGCAGCGUGCGAAAGCCAUCGAGUGCGCCCGGGAGUGUCUAAAGUUGGCGGAAGAGGCUCGGUUAAUUCAGGAAAACGAGGACGCCGACAUGGCACCGGAUGUGUUCAAACAACAGGAGGCGUCAAUCGAGGAAAUCUACGAUUAGACCCAGCCGGAAGAGAGUGCAUUACAAUCAUCGAUAUUUAUUAUUUUUAACACUGUUUUCAAGUCUGUUAGGUUUUCGUUAAAAGAAAAGGAUCGGA